Molecule: messenger RNA, 5697 nt
Organism: Anoplopoma fimbria (sablefish)
Lineage: Eukaryota; Metazoa; Chordata; Actinopteri; Perciformes; Anoplopomatidae
Gene: aff3
Product: AF4/FMR2 family, member 3
Exons: 19
Coding region: 167-3841 (1224 amino acids)
Biological process (GO): regulation of gene expression
Cellular component (GO): super elongation complex; nucleus
Source: RefSeq, a predicted model, not a curated record
CGCCUACAUCGCCCUCUGUCUCCCCCAGUGACACAGGCACACGCUCUCCGGCAGCGAGGGAGAGCCGGUCGGCCAAGCGUUACGGAGUUACACCGCAUCCGCAGCUGUUCAACGCGAGUCCUCACUGGCAUGGACACCGGAGGAGAGCGCUGAACAUCCAGGAACCAUGCCUACUGUCCUUGCGGGCAAAGGGAAACUUUCCAUUAUCAGUUUCCUACUCAGAUGCGCAUAUUCUCAGGUAACAAGAAGCCAACACAACAGCUGUGCCAAAGAUAUUCUGGAGGACAUGACCCAGCAAGCCUUAGGGGGUGACCAGGCCCAACGAAUACUCUACAACUCUAAGGAAGCAAAACUACCGACUGCACAACAAAGGCAAAGUCGGGGGGAUGUUCAGCAACGAAUGACCCGUCACCCUCGCGUGGCACCUCACAAAUCCAUGCUUGCUGAUGACCUGAAGCUGAGCAGUGAUGAUGAAGACACUCAAAGGGCAACUCAUGAGUCAGCUUCCUGGGAUGGACACAGCCUGUCAGCACAGCGAGCGCACACACAUAGCAGGCGAGUGAGACAUUCCAGCUCUGACUCUUCGGGCUCAGACUCCACCGCUGAGUCGCGCAGCAGCAGCCUUUACUCCCGGAGCCCCAGCCGGAGCCCAGACGUUCACCCAGAUCCUGUGUCGCCCGCCAAUACACGGCCACCAUGCAACAGCAAGGAGACUGAUCACCCCUCUGCCGCCCAGUGGCAGUUGGAUAAAUGGCUGAAGAAAUCCCGCAGAAAAUCUUCAGGCACUGACCAAGUUCCCUCCCAGAGCAUUCCAGGACGUCCUCCCUCUCCCCACACCCAAAGAGCCCCAUCUCCAGCCAGGUCCUGGGACAGCAAUCAGGAAUACAGCCCUAGCCAAAGCCCUAUUCCCAGCCCACAGUUCAACUUCAGCCACAGCCCCAGCCACCUACCUAGCCCUGGUUAUAGCUACUGCCCUAGCCCCAGCCCAUUCCCCAGCACAUGCCCAAGUCCCAUCCCUAGCCCAGGACACAGCCCUAUUCCCAGUCCGGUUCCAAGUGUUUGCCCCAGUCCGUGUGGGAGCCCGAGAGCCAGCCGUAGCCCUAGCCCUAUACCUAGAGACCCUCCAAGAAGCCCCAGUCCAGGCCCACCUACUCCCACCAGGGUUCGGCACUGCCCUGAGGUUCAGAGAACACAACCUAGCCUAACGACCAAUCCCCACAAGACAAAAAAUAGGUCAUGGAUUACCCCAUUGCCUAACACCGACACCAAGAGCAAGCCCACAAACAGCACUCAUCUUCAGCCAACUCACCAGCACAGGCCCAAGACUCGACCCACACAGGACCAAGACCAAAGCAAAUCCAAGGCUUCUGCUGUUUUAAAGUCUAACCAGGGUCACUGCCAUAAAUCUAGACCCAAGCCUAACUUUCAUCCUAGUUCUAAACAGCUCUCUGAGGCUCCCAAACACACAUCACAUUUUGAACAAAACCACAGUAGCAGAUCCAACCACAACUCCAAACACAAGUCCAGGCCUUCAAUUCAAUCUAGCUCACAACAUAGCCCCAAAACAUCGAAGCACUUAGUUCCAAAUAGCCGUGAAACCAACUCUGGUCAUAGCUUGCUAUCCCAAUCUACCCCUAAAGCGGCAACUAAUCAUAAUACUGGGUUGAGCUCUAGAUCAAACCCCAGCCUUAAACCUAGGGCCAAGUCUUCGGAGGCUACAGCCCCAACUCCUGUGCAUGUUAAUCAUACUAAAGCAACACAGAAGAAACCCCAAUCCAAGGAGCAGGAGGUAGACCUCAGAGGAGAUCAUCUGACCCAAGCUGAGGGCAGAGAUCACGAGAGAAAAGCAGACAGACAUCGGAAAAAACAACAAGGGAAACAGGAUAGAAAGGGAGACAGGAGGCUGGCGGAGGAGCAGCUACUGAGACGUCCCUGGAUCCACAGUUCAGCGGAAGAAGAGGAGGAGGAGGAGGAGGAGGGGGUAGGAGAGAGGCAGAAAAGGAGAGAGGAGACAGCAAGAGGGGAAAACAGGAGAGGGAGGGACCAGCAACUUAGACGUGAAUGGCAAACAGUCCAGGUCAAACCGAGAGUGAGUACCAACACUGAGCGACACCGCCUUGAACACGAGUCACACCAUCCGGGGAGGACAAAAAAGGGAGGGAGAAGUGAGGAGGAGAGAGAGUUACAGCAAGACCCAUCACCCCCUCCGUCACGUUCCCCAACUCCUCACAGACCAUCCUCCUCGCCCUCUGUCUCCUCCUCUCCAAAUUCAGAUUCAGAAUCUGAAUAUCAGGCUCCGAUCACCAAAGUUCCAGCAGACUCCACCUCUUACAAGAGAGUCCCCAAGAGAGGGCAGCAAAGUCCGGGCAGGCCCGACGCCAGCAGGCCGAAGGUUGCGCACCCCAGAGGUCCCACCUCAGGUCAUCCAAGUGAGGGGCAGCAGAGCGAGGGGAAGCAAAAACUCUACACCCUGGUCCCAUACGGGCGAGGUGAACAAACUACAGCGCCAUCCCAGCGAGGGCUUAGAAAUCUGGUGGUGCAGAUAGACCUCUGUCUCCUCAAAAGGGUCCCGGACAGCACUACUAGUUCCACUGUUAAAAAACACUCUUCCUCUUCCUCCCCUUCAUCUACCAAGGACAAGCAAAGAGAGGCUAUGAAACACCUGUAUGUCCCUGAGACUGUGACGAAAGACAGCAAACGGAAACGCAAGUUGGAGAAUGGUGUGUCACACAGAGAAAGCAAGAGGAGUAUUCCUCAUGCGAAUGACCUCUCUGGCAACACAGAGUCAACUUUGUCAGCUGAGCGCAACUUUGUGACAGAGACUAUGCACAACGGGUACUUGGAGGAGUACUUGGACAGCAAGAGACCGAUGUCUCCCCUGUCUCCACUGUCCGACACCCCUCAGUCCACCAAGCCUCUCCUCAAAACAAAGACUUCAGAGCAGCAUCAUGUCCACAAGAACAGAGACAAGAAUAGAGAUUCUGCUGUAAAGCCCAAGAUGGAGGUGGAAUGUGUAAAAGUGUCAAGACAGCCCCAACCGACAUCCGAGUCCUGGGGCCCCGCAGGACACAGGGGGGCCGUGCCAAACAAUGAAACUCCGCACCAUGCUGAGUACUACUUACAUGAAGCCAAAAGGAUGAAGCACCGUGCAGACGCAAUGGUGGAUAAGCUGGGAAAGGCGGUGAAUUACGUCGACGCCGCCCUCUCCUUCAUGGAAUGUGGGAAAGCGAUGGAGGAAGGGCCACUAGAGGCAAAGUCUCCUUACACCAUGUACUCAGAGACAGUGGAGCUAAUUAGGUACGCAAUGAGGCUGAAGAGCCACUCUGGCCCUGGGGCGAGACAGGAAGACAAACAGCUGGCGGUUCUGUGUUUCCGAUGCCUUGCCCUCCUCUACUGGCAAAUGUUUCGUUUAAAGAAGGACCAUGCACUGAAAUACUCCAAAGUUCUGCUGGACUACUUUAAGGCUUCUCCCAAAGUGCCUUCUACACCUCCCUCUUCGAGUGACUCUGGGAAGAGCACAGGAGGACCCCCUUCGUCACUGUCGCCCGAUCCCAAACACCUCGGACGGGGUUCACACGGGGGCAGCGCCUUCCCCUCUCUCAUAAGCAUUCCCCAACGUAUCCACCAGAUGGCAGCAAAUCACCUGAACAUUACCAACAGUGUCCUGUACAGCUACGAGUACUGGGAGGUGGCAGACAACCUCGCAAAGGAGAACAAAGAGUUCUUCAACUACUUGAAUACUUUGUCUGGGCCGUUGACUCUUCACAGCAGCAUCGCUCAUGCCGUCCAAUACACCAGACAGGCUCUUCAGUGGAUACGCAUUAGUGCCAAACUUAACUAACAAGGAGAGGAUUUACUGUGACCUGCCUCACUUAGAAGAGACAAAACUCUGGAUCUCUAUGCAGCUGACAGGACAGCAACAAUAUCCCAUGUUGAAAUCCCAUGGAGCCUGAUGAUCCUCACAGGAUGUCGGGUUGCUUACUGUGUGCAAAGCCUUCUGAAGGAGCAGCCUUUUAACUUGUCACUGAUGAUGUACCCGCAGCUUCUUCCACAUCAUUGGAUUAAACGAAGAGCUGUGUGUGCCAUGGAUUUGAGGUCUGUAAUCAUUUGCCAAAUGUCCCAGGGUGACAGAAACAGGACAAUUGCUCAACAAAACUGUAUGUGCAAUUGCACGUGAAGCCUUUUUCAUACUUUGGAAUAAGUCAUUAUCCAGCAGACUGUGUCCCUCAGGCCAAAAAAGGAGAAGAUGCAAGAAAAAAGACUAGUCAUUCAUAUCCCACUUUCUACAAAGUAGGAAACUUGUUUGCAUCUUUUAUAAUGAAGGUUUUAAUGAUUUUUCUUUUAAAAUCUCUCAUGUUUUUAAUUUUUACAUGUUUUUACUGUGCAAUAUUUGAUGGAUUAUUUGUUUUUAGAAAAAAACCCGAGAGAAAUAAAAUGUUGGUGAGCCUAGCUGCUGGUUUUCAAGGUUCAUUUUAUGGAAAAAUUGAUAUUUGUCCCUUUUAUGAAUGUGGGAUUACAUAAUUUAGUGAAUAUUGAAGUUUGAUAAAUCAUUAACUUCGUGGCAUAUUUAUUGUCUUGGCUCUGAUUCAAAAGUUUGCAUUUUAAAUUCCCAGCUUCUUACAGCAUGAGUGGCAUAGGUAACAGAUUAUCACUACAGAGGAGAUGAUCUUUUACUUUCAUUACAUUUUGUUAUUAUUUGAAUUGCUCAACAAAUAAAAGAUGUGGCCGAUGAUUCCGACGUAUGAAAGUAUGACAUUUUGCAGAUACAGUCAUACACAUACUGAUUGAUACUUUGACUUCGGCAAAAUUUUUGGUUAUCAUUUAUGAACAGGGAUGACAAAAAUGGGAAUUUGUUUUCCUAUCUGUCUCGACGGUUAUAUUACUAAUGUUCUCAAAGCGUUAUAUUCCUAACAUUUUUGGACUGUUAUAUGCCUAACGUUAUCGACACGUUAUAUGCCUAACGUUCUUGCAACGUUAUAUUCCUAACGUUAUUGGAACGUUAUAUUCCUAACGUUAUUGGAACGUUAUAUUCCUAAUGUUAUUGGAACGUUAUAUUCCUAAUGUUAUCGGAAGGUUAUAUUCCUAAUGUUAUCGGAAGGUUAUAUUCCGAACGUUUUGCAACGUUAUAUUCCUAACAUUAUGGGAACAUUUUAUUCCUAACGUUCUUGCAACACUACAUUCCUGACGUUAUCGUAACGUUAUAUUCCUGACGUUAUCGUAACGUUAUAUUCCUGACGUUAUCGUAACGUUAUAUUCCUGACGUUAUCGUAACGUUAUAUUUCUAAUGUUCGUGGAGCGUUGCGUUUCAAACGUUCUCGGAAUGUUGUUUUCAGGACAUUCUUUUUUCAUUACAGUCCCUCAGAAGGUAAAUCCAUAAUUUUAUUCCUAUACCAUAUUCCUAACGUUUUCAAAACGAUAUAUGUCUUAACGUUUCUGAAUAUUCCUUCCUAACAUCCUACGAACGUUAUAUCCCUUUUUUUUUUUCCUAACGCUCUCAGAACUUUUUCUUCCUACUUAAUGGAACUUUGCAUUCCUUAUGUUCUCUGAUCGUUGUUUACCUUAAGUUCUCCAAACCUUAUAUCCUAAUGUUACCGAACGCUGUUUUCCUAAUGUUAUCAGAAUGUGGUUAUACUGUAGCAGCCUGAACCUUGUACUACAAAGCAAAGGUGUGGGGUUACCAAGGUAACCUUGAGGGUU